CGCAGAAGCAGUCCGAAACAAAGGAGCUCGAAUUCUCAUGUGGUGUGACACAAUGCAUGCAUCAUGGACCAUCUCCAACAGUAUACUUCCGGCAGCAGUGGUUCCGGCGGUGACACCCAGGCGAGACAGCCCGUGGUUACGGAGUUCGGGUAUUCACUGGCCGCAAGCGUGGACGAUACGCGUUUCGUUGAGGACUUUGUCGAGUAUCACUUCACCUUCCAACACCGGUCCACCAGCGAGUAUGGCAUUUGGCGCCGGUACUCGGUGCUCAAGGAGGCCCACGACGAGAUUUGCCGGCUGUUGCUUCCCUACAACGAUUACCUGCAGCAAGAGUACAGCGUGUUUCAAAACCGCGCGACGCGGGCGGUGCACGGCGAAGAGGGCAUUCCGACGACCGGGUUGCAGGUGCGGAGCUCCACCAGUUCGCCCGGGGCGGACCACUUUGCGGGACCCGGGGGGCUGUUGAGCAGCUUGCUUGCGCCAACGACGGCUUCUGGGGUAGUUUCGCCCAAUUUUCAGGAAGGUGGGAGCUCCUCGAGUACCAGGCCGCCUCCGCCGAGGGGGUCCGCGUCUACUUCCGCCGCCGCGGUGAAUCAAAAUGGCCCAGCAGACGGACGGUUUCUGUUCAAAAUGCUGCGAGGAGGAGCCGGACUCGAAGCAUCCGCUGCAGCUGCUCCCGUGACUUUGGAACCUUGUGUCGCAAAAACCACCGGAGUGCUGAGCCUUGUCCCCCGAGAUGCGGCGGGAGGAGGCGUGUCUAGUAAUACUUCGACGAACUCACAGAAUCGCAAGAGCACAGCAGUGGACUCUCACACGCCCCCGGCGGUGCCCUCGUUUCCAGAGAAGCAUUCGAAAGUGGUCGCCGCGAUUUUUGGGGAAGAGGAUGAGGUUGCGGAGCGACGGAGGAUUGACCUGGAUGUGUAUUUGCGGCAGAUGCUGCACUUGCUCGAACCCAUGCUCUGGCGUUUACUGUUCUUCGACAAAUAUUUCGCCUCUGCCGUCGUGGCGCCCUCGCAGAAUGCCGCAACGGAAGAUGGUGAGGCGUCAUUGAUGCUCGACGGCCGACGAAGCAGUACCUCAAAUCCACUCCAGCAACGAGUGCUACGCAAUGGUACCCGGCCGCGAGGCGGGGAAAACACCGCCGGUAGCGCUGCGCCCGCCGCACGAGAGGUCCGAAGUAGUCGGGUGAUUCCCAUGAUGCUCGAUGAAGAGGAAACACUGCUCACCAGUGGGGAGCACACAUCGCUGAACACGCGUCUGAGCCGGUACUUCGUCGUGCCCGAAUCUGAAAUGGUUGAAACCGUGAAAAUGCACUACGAGCAGCAGGAGCGCGACGAGGCAGAACGGAUACGUGAGGUCUUCUGUGCGGUUCUGCUGGGCCUGCAGAAACCGGAGCCGCCGACGACAGUGAAGAAAGCGAAGAAUCGGGCCGCGGGGGCCAUCAGCAUCGAGGUGCGCCUGGCACGCAGUCCACCGGCCGACGGCGUGCUGGUCCGCGUCGCCGCGGCCAGUAGCGAUCUGGGGAGUCUCUCUCGGGAAACGGUGCUGGUGUGCCGCAACACGGCUUUGGAUUCCUGCGACAUUCCAGUACAGGCCGCGAUGCCGGAGCCAGGGGACUAUUUGAUCACAGUUUCGGCCUUCAACCUCGCGGGUGAAUCUGCAACGGUGUCUAUCCUGAGUAAAAACGUACCCACACCAGAGUCAAGAUGGGGAUUUUGCAACACAAACCUAGGAGUUUUGGGAGUCACGCAUGACAAGUUUCAGUCCGUAAGGUAGUGCAAGUUAGCAAGGAAAGCCGCAUCACAAAUCGAUUUGCUGAUCCUGUUUACAGCAUUACAAGUUCCCAAACGCAAUUGAAAAGGCCUGUCAUGGGGUUGCGCAUCACAAAUGUUCCUGUCAUGGCAAAUCUGCAUGACAACUCUGGGGUGGGUACGUUUUUACUCAGGAUAGUGUCGAUUGGCUUGCGGUUCGGAGGCGGGGCCGAUUCCUCUCGCGAUCAGCAGCUGCAGCCUGGUGUGUUUGGCACGAUGAUGCAACGGUUGUUUGCAUUCGGUGGAACAAGCACAGCAACUGCGACGGCAGCAGCUGCAACACCUGCAGGCCCGCUCAAUAACCUCUCGACUGGACGACUAGGGACGAGUCUUCACGUAGUACAAGGCACAACCAACAACUUUCCGCCAACGCCAAACCGAGGCACGACACACUUUUUGCAGCAGGAACUUCGAGAACCUGUCGGUCUUCUCCCCGUGCAGUCCUCGGGCUCGAUGGGAGAGCGUUCUACGGUCAUCAUCGACGAAGAGCACAGCACGAUUCCCGACGAAAUGGACCCGAUACCAACCGCGUCAGGUGCUGGUGCGCCGGUCCGACCGCCGGUGGCUUCGCAGCCAGUCAACCACUUGUUUCCUGAGGAAGUCCCAAUGCAAGAACUCCCUAGUCGUGAACAAAGUUUCACCUCCUUGUCUCUCGCCGGUUCCGUGCGCAUUCCGCGGCCAAAGGCGUCCCCGGUAGCCUCGCCGCCCGCCCCGAGACUGGCUGGCGAUCCAUCCUAUGAGUCGCUAGCAUCCGUCGGAAGGACGGUCUCAGCUGGAGAGGCUGCAACAGCUUCUGAUCAACUACCUUUUCCGCAGCAUACUCUGAUAGGAGUCGCGCAGGAACGCCUGCAGGAACAAGAGGACGAGGAGCAACAGCCCGUGGUCCAUUCGCUCGAUGAGCACAUCAUCUGGUCGGCAUCGUCGUUAAACACACAACAUCACUCGACCACCAACACGGGCCCGCCCAUCCGAUCUCCGAAUUCGUCCGUGGAUUCGGGGCGCGGCCCGACGCCGCACUUGCCGCUCGCGGUGAACCGCUCGCAGGGAAACUUUUCCAUGGGGCAGUUCGAAUUUCCGGAGAUGCUGUUGCCGCGGAACUCGCGGCGAAUCCGCAUAAUGAGCUCGCGACCACUACCCGCGGACGACGGGCACGGCGGAACUUUAGUGCAGGGGGGAAUUAACCCCUCCACUUUUCUCGGGUCCACCACCUCCCAGUCGGCGCUGUUUGCUAACCCGAUUCCGAACGUGUCACGCGCAGAUGAGGAAGACGAGGAUGAAGGGGAAAACGUCGCGGGCCUGGACGAAAGAGAACUCUGCUGUGCGUGCCUGGAGCGACGACGGACGCACGCGUUCAUUCCGUGCGGCCACAAAGUGGUCUGCGCCCGCUGCGGGCGCGAGCUGCUGACCAACCAGCCGCGCGCGACCUGGUCGUGCCCCGUGUGUCGCGAGCCGGCGAUCGCCUGCAUUCGAAUUUUCGACAGCUGAGGAGUGUGGUUCUUUCCAUCCAGCUUUACUUCGCAUCUACAUGUUUAUUCAAGUUCAACAUGAUAACGCCAUGAUUGGAUGCAGUCAGCAUCAAACUUUCUUGCUAGUACCCUUCCCGGGGCCGUUGGCGGGUAGCUUUUAUAUUUUUUCUCGAGACUUACGAGAUAGUCAUAAGAUUAUGAGAGGUCAAAGUUCGCUGCUACGUGAGUAUGUAACCGUUGGGAGAGAUCGCUCGAUGAGUCGAAGGGCAGCAGUUGCAGCUGGCGAGUUCUUGUGGGAAUGAACCACCGAGGAAGACUUGGAAUGUUCGCACUUAGCCGAAAGAUCGUAAUUAUCGUGUGAAAGUAGUAGUUAUAGUUUUGCUCAUUCGCAUUCGAAAAAAAUCUAUCAUCAACAAAACUUUUU
Molecule: messenger RNA, 3701 nt
Organism: Amoebophrya sp. A120
Lineage: Eukaryota; Dinophyceae; Syndiniales; Amoebophryaceae
Source: the annotation of a GenBank genome assembly